Messenger RNA from Ectocarpus siliculosus, 1314 nucleotides. Lineage: Eukaryota; Phaeophyceae; Ectocarpales; Ectocarpaceae. The record is from the annotation of a GenBank genome assembly.
AUGGACUGCGGGCUCGAGGAAGUAGACGACCUCCUCAACAUGAACGGGAGGUUGCGCGUCUCCGGUUCAGCUCACACAUCCUCAGAAGAAGAUUCCAGGAGCAACAAACUCUCGACGUCAACAAUCGGGCCCAACACCGGCCAAACUGUAGCACCACGCAACGCAGCUCCAACAGGCGGCGGCGUGGCGCAGCAAGGCGAUACUGGCGUGCCGGCGUCCGGCUUACACCCGAAGGUAGAUAGCGCAAGAGGCACCGGUGCACAUGCGGCGAACAUCCUGAUGUCCUCAACGGCUCCUGCAGGACUCGACAGGAGCUCCUUUCCCGCCGACCCCCCGACCCCCCAUGUGUCGGGAUCAAUGCUAGGUGGGUCACCAACCGAGGGAUUGCUGAGGUGCAACGAUGAUACGGCUGCCAACAACAACAACGGCGAUGGCCACGACAACAACGACACAUCGCCGAACGGCGACGAACACCUUGCACCACAAAACGACGGCACACAGUUCUACUGCUACGACCCUCGACAAGACGCGGCAGCACGCCGUGGCGGCGGCGGCGUGCGUUUCUUGUCUCCGCCUCGGCGACCCGCAAAGGAAACGGCCCCGUUCAUACGAGCGAAAGGCUUGACGCUAACGUACGCCCAAGCCAAACUUUUCGGCCUGGCAGGGUCCCCGCAGCUGGGAGAAGCGAUCGCGAGCAAGGGUUUCACGGCAGGUCGGGGAAAUAAAAGAGCGACCACCGGCAACGAUACUCGCACCUUCCCGGACGGGAACUUACAAGGUGACCAAGGACUGCAACGGCAUCCACAAACCCGCACCUAUUCUCCGUCGAGAAUAGAACAUCUGGCUCGACCCGUUCCUGGGAAAGGACGAGCCGGCGGCGGCGAAACAACGGCAACACUCGAGAGGUCUGACGGUAGUCCGCAACAAGCGGGUCAACGGGGCAGAGGAGGGGAAGAGUUGCACACCACUUUUUUCGUCGCCUUCAGAGAUCCAGCGUGCGGGUACGAUUUUGUCCGGGAAGCCGGGUAUAAUACGGAGGGGUUUUUAGGCAGGGUUGAGGCUUACGCUUCCUACAGCAGGCACAAGCUCGAAACUCGGCGAGGGGAAGACCUCUACGCUUCACGAGUGGACAAGCUCGAGUGCCCACAGUGCCACAACCCUCAGUCUUACGAUGAGUUCGUGAGCAAAAAGCUCAAGUGCGGCGGGUGCGAGGUGCCGUAUUGCAUGCCCCGGACGUGGAAUCGAAGGGUCUGGGAUCACAGGAACGAAUUGUGGGUGAAAUUGUUUUCAUGCUUCCGAAGGGUCCUGGGAUAG